GGCCAAUGGUAACGUUCACAUCCUAAAAAUACUCACAUCUCACAUGUAGGUGGGGAUUAACUAUUCCCUAAGGAAACAAUGUCUCACAUGAGUCUCGUCAGUUCACAUUAACUCGAAACUCGUAACUUUUCUCGACUUCGCAACUGCCUCCGCCCACGCAGAAUCUGCAAAGCAAUCAGAAAUAUUCAAUUGCAGUUCAAACAUUAAGGAAUUUAGAAAAUUCUCAAAAUUCUUUCACAAUUAAAUUCUUAAACAGUUCAAAUGGAUCGAAGUAGCGAAGAUUUUUCGAUGCCUCGGGGCACCGAGCAACGUCUGAGGAGCCCCAAAUGCGCGAGAUGCAGAAAUCACGGGAUAAUUUCGGGCUUGAAAGGACACAAGAGAUCGUGUGCGUGGAAGGACUGUCGUUGUGCGUGUUGUCUUCUUGUUGUGGAGAGGCAGAGGGUGAUGGCAGCUCAGGUGGCCCUGCGAAGACAGCAGCAGGCGCAGGGGGCAAUCGGAAAUGAUGGAAUGGGCCAAGAAGAGGCUUAUCAGCAGCCAGCGGUGCCCAGUGCACGAGAGAGUGCCGCCGCUUACCAGAGAAGGCUCAGGAACUUUCAGAGACAUCAUCAGCUCCAGGUGACACAAACCAGAAUCAGUGUCACUCAGAAUUUUCAGAGCUUAGAAGGACAUCAUAUCUCGACUCCUCUCAUUCCAAAUGGACACCUACUUGGCCUAUCAUGUGUCGAGCGAGAGGAAAAAAAAACUCCCAGUGCCACCGUUGAUCUUCAAACGUUCUACCCAUCCUAUGUUACUCAUCCCGCCUUACCCUGGAUGAACUAUUUUCCAGAGACCAAUGCCGAUUUCACCAGUCCAGGUUUUAGUUCUUCUGAUCAUUUUGAUGAACAUUCUGAUAGUCAUUCCGAUGAUAACACGAAAAAACCGAGAAUUUCUUUCAGUGUUGAGUCGAUAAUUGGUUCGAAAUGAAUUUCAGACGAUAAAAAAAGUCUAUUUUAUAACAAAAAUCAUAAAAUGAAUAAAAAAAUGGAUAAAAUUGAAACAAUCGUACAGAAC
Molecule: messenger RNA, 1050 nt
Organism: Diachasmimorpha longicaudata
Lineage: Eukaryota; Metazoa; Arthropoda; Insecta; Hymenoptera; Braconidae
Gene: dmrt11E
Product: doublesex- and mab-3-related transcription factor A1
Exons: 2
Coding region: 262-963 (233 amino acids)
Biological process (GO): sex differentiation; regulation of transcription by RNA polymerase II
Cellular component (GO): nucleus
Molecular function (GO): RNA polymerase II cis-regulatory region sequence-specific DNA binding; DNA-binding transcription factor activity, RNA polymerase II-specific
Source: RefSeq, a predicted model, not a curated record